This is a messenger RNA of Octopus bimaculoides (California two-spot octopus), 3441 nucleotides long. RefSeq lists its product as uncharacterized. The record is from RefSeq and is a predicted model, not a curated record. Gene Ontology annotation, molecular function: protein binding. Lineage: Eukaryota; Metazoa; Mollusca; Cephalopoda; Octopoda; Octopodidae.
CUGAUGUGAUUUUGAAUGUUAUGUACCAUUACAAGAUCAACUGCUUCCUUCCGGAAUAUCCAAGGUUGUUAUGAUGGUUCUGGCCUUCAGCAAGCAAACAGAAAUAAACUGUUGCCGUGUAUUCAAAAGAAAAAUAGUAAUUUGCUGAAUAUACAUCAAAGAAUGCAACAUUUUUAUGAGGAUUCCAGUGGAGAGGAAGAAAGCUAUUCUGAAAAAGAAUAUGAGUCAAAUGAACAAAGAGAAAACAUAGAUUUAACCCAGCAGUCAGACAAUAAUGCUGAAUGUAAUCGCAACUCUGACAGUCCUGUCUCAGAAAAAGGAAAAUCCCAUUCAGGUGCAGACUUUAAUCACAAGGAUGAGAUAGUUACUGCUGCAACAUGUAGGAUCCUUACUGAGAAACACAUAAAGCUGCACACUGAGGGAGCUGUCUCUACUUUCAAGAAGAAGACAUCUGAUCGAUUGUCACCCACUCAGAUCAAUAAUAUACUGCCAGAACCAUACGAUGUUUUGGUUGAAAAUUCCACCCAAACUGAUUUCACAGAGUCUGUCGAUCAGAAUAUUCAUCAACAAGCAGUUAACAAUGAAAUAACAUCUGGCUCAGUCACUAAUUAUAAAAUUGUGGUAAAAACUGGUAAUAAAUUAGGUGCUAGCACCAGAGCUCAAGUUAAAAUAGUGCUAUAUGGAGAUCGUGGAAGAACUAAACCUAUAGAUUUGCUUGAAUCGAAGACAAACAAGAUAAAAUUUCAAAAGGGAAAGGAGGAUCAUUUCUUUGUGGAGUCAUUUUCUGUUGGUCAUUUGGAAAAGAUUCGCAUUGGCCAUGACCGUCCUGAGUUGCCAUAUGCUUGGUUCUUAGACCAAAUAACAAUAUAUGACCUUCAGCAGAAAUGGACCUAUGAAUUUCCUUGUGCUCAAUGGCUUUCUGGACAAGGUGGAGACAGAAAGACAUGCCGUGACCUUGUACUUGGUCCCUACUGUGCUACUAGUGAAGAUAUUAAUAAUGUUCCAGUUGAUCCUCUCAUUCAGUUAUUAUCAGAAACUGAAAAAAUUGCUGAAAAAAACCUUGAUACUAAUAAUACAUCAGAUUCAAAUCACAUCACUUUGUAUGAUAGACUUUAUAUUAGGGAAUCUACUGAUGAGGAGAGCACCGAGGAAUCAUCAGAAUCAAAUGAAAGCUGUACAUCAGAGGAAUAUGAAAGUGAAAAGAAAGUAAUCUCUGUACAAAACUAUGUGACAGUUGAAACCCAGACUGUAAAUGUAAACAAUAAGCCUCACAUGACAACUAACAUUCCACAAACGACCUCAUAUGUAAGUAAAACAUCGAAAUCGAAGUCCAAGCAUAAAACUACAAAGUCUAGCAGUUCUAGACAAAGCAGCCUUGAUACUUCAACAGAGGAUUCAAGUUCAACAUCAGCUGAUUAAAAUCUGUAAAUUGUUGCUAAAAUUCUAGACUAAAUCUAAUGUAUUUUAAAAAAUAGUGUAAAGAAUAUUUCCAAUUUAAACUUAGUGUUUGCUAAAUAUUAUCAAAGGAAGAUUAUAGUUUAACAGUAAAUAUUUGUGAGAAUCAUUUGGCCUUUGUUAUAAAUAGCUUACUGCUUAAAUGAAUAAAAUUACAAAACUGAAGUUCUUAUAUGGGAAAACUUUAUCCAAAGUAAAAAAAUGCUAUCAAAAAGAUAAUUAUUCCAGAAAAAAUUCACAAUAAUGAAAAAUGGAUUUAUUUGACAAACAAAUAAUUGUUUCAGUGGGAUGCUUUUGCAGUGUGAAUGAAAUAAGUGUAGUUCAAUAAUAUAUGUAAUUAAAUAACUUGACCAUUAACCAAUAGAGACAGCUAAUUAAUUUUAUCGUUUGUUCGUUACAUAAAAGAAAGAAUGAAUUUAUAAGGAUAAUAAUGUCAAGAUUAUAAUGACAGAAGAACAAUAACAGUAGUGUGGAAAAUCUAAAGAAGAAAUAUUUAUUGUGUUCUGUUACUGCCGUGAUUUGAAUAUAGGUGCCAUAGUAUGGUGUGGAUAGCCAGAUUAUUUUAAAUCUAAAAAAUAUUGUUCUGGAUCAAUAAACAGAACAACAUAGAUUUUGAAAUGUGAAGUUGACUGAAAUAAAUUAAUGGAUGUUAUCAAGAAUUUCAUAUUUUAGGAUUAAAAUUUUGAUAUGAUAAUAUUUGUUCAUUGCUAUCAAAAUAAAGGUUGGUGUGAUUUGAUGAAUAAAUAAAAUAAUUUUAUCAAACUAGAAAAAAAACAAAACAUAAUCGCUUUUGUAGAUCCAGGCCAGCUUUUGGAAAUUUAGUAAUACAUGCAAGAUAAUAUUGGAUUCAUAUGUUUGAAAGGAAUCCUAAAAGGAAUAACAUUUGUAAAAUGAUACAAAUAAAUUGUUUCCAAACCUUUUAUUAAUUUAUGAUUGAAUUAUAAGAAUUUAUUCUGAUUUAAUAUCUUUUUUUUUAAUAGGUCUAUAAUAUUUCUGAGGCAAAUUAUGAUUAAUUGAUCAGUUCAUUUAUAUCAAAUAUCAUAUAUUUAGUUCAGUAUUAUGUAUUUUUCCAAUAUGUUGCCAAAAAAAGUAUUAUAUUCUGAAAAAUAGGAAUUGUAAAUUUAUUGAUAAAUGUUGUUAAAUAUCUUAGCAGGGUAAUGGAAAUAGUUGAGAUAGGAUGCCUUGUUUUGUUUUGGGCCCUCAACUCUUUGAUGGAAUUGUAGGGGGUUGAUACCUUGAUACUCAGUGUCUUGGGAAUUUUUAGAAUGAAUGGAGCCCAUCACUCUCCACAGCUGAUUUCUUCCAGUAUGAGAGAUAAACAGAGAAAGAAUGAGUGAAAGAAAGAGAAGAAUUAACUCCAGAACAGGACUGGUAUGUUAUUCAUCAACCCCAAAAAAAGUGAAAGGCAAAGUUGACCUCAGUAGGGUUUGAACCCAGAUCACAGAAAGCCUGAAGGAUUAUAACAAAGCAGUCUAUCUGACACUCUAACAACUUUGCUACUUCAUCACCAAUGAGGCAGUAUGGCUUCUUACUAAAUACUUUACAGUCUGUUUAGUAAAUAUUGUAAAGUAUUUAAUUCACUCUUUAUAUUUUUGGCUUAAAUCCUGCCACCAGACUCUAUUUUGUUCUAAAUUUAACAAAGUAUCAAUAAUACAUGUUUGUGUUAAUUUUAAUCAAUUAUACUCUUUCCAUAAAAAAACUGCCUGCAUCUAGCCAAAAGAAAUCAAUAAUUAUUGAAGGUUUUCUUAGAAAAAUUAUUUUGAUUACUGAGUAUUAAAUUUGUGAUGUGAUAAUUUUAUUCAAAGCUUUAUUUCAACUCUAAUCAAUUUGUCUUUUUGACAACAAUAACAACAGUAUUGAUACAGUAUUACAUUUCCUUCCAUCGUUACCAAGUUAUUUCUCAGGGUUUGACAAAUGUAUUCAUUAAUAAUUCAAAUUGCAUGACAUGUAAAUUCUUCAAAUAAAGAUAAUUUUUCUGUGAAGGAA